AUGGUGCAAGCGUCUUGGCUGCUUCUUUUCGGCUGUGCGGCCGCCCUCUCCUGGGAACCGUCUGUUCUCGUCUUGGACGGUGAUGACGAAACACUAGAAGGCAUAAAAGACCGCGACCAGCCAAAGAUAUACCCCAAAGAACUGGCUCCCACAAGCGGCGAACUCAGCAGCGACACGGGCGCAGACUCCCCACCAGAAGAACUUGACAAAGGCGAAGAGGAACUUGACCAUGGCGGUCACCAACAAACUGGACACGAGGACCGCGUGGCCGACGAGCAGCACAGCCACCGUGCUUCGGACAACGACGAGCUGAGCAACGCACAGGACGGCGAGGAGACUGCCCCAUCCAGGCAAGAGGACCAAACGGCGCAAACACCUCUACCGGAAGAGUCGCUCCCGGAAGAAUCUCUCCCCGCGGAGUCCCUUCCCGAAGAGUCCCUCCCCGAAGAGUCUCCCGACAGGGAAGAGGCGGGCCACCCCGUCGACGAGACGGACCCGCAAGGAGUCGAACCGGAGCCCGUUCGGGAGGGGCUGCUGCAAGUCUACGCAGAUCUGGAGGUGGCGCGGCGCGACAUCCUCCGCCUGCUGGAAAACUAG
This is a messenger RNA of Gregarina niphandrodes, 597 nucleotides long. RefSeq lists its product as hypothetical. The record is from RefSeq and is a predicted model, not a curated record. Bases 1 to 597 code for a protein of 198 amino acids. The transcript has a single exon. Lineage: Eukaryota; Apicomplexa; Conoidasida; Eugregarinorida; Gregarinidae.